AUGGAACUUGAACUUGUCUGUCGAUCAAUUACUAACCAAACAGAACCCGAUGUUGUAGGCGUUGUCGGACCAUCAAGUUCAACUAAUGCGCGCUAUCUUGGCCCAUUUGCUGCACGUAUAGGUUUGCCACUUGUUUCUUAUGCUGCAACUAAUGCUGAUCUUGACGAUACAUUUACCUAUCAAACAUUCUAUCGUACUAUACCUUCGGAUACUCUUCUAGCUCAUGCUGUUGUGCAAUUGUUCAAAUACUUUUCAUGGACAACUUGUACAAUAAUUAUUGGAAAAGAUGAUUAUGGUUAUGGUGCAUUGAAAAUAUUAUCAGAACUUUAUUAUUCAAAUUUGUCACUUCAAGAGCGAUUAAUAUUUGAUCCACGGUUUGAUCAAUUUCACGCUCAUUUAAAGCCAACAUUAGAAAGAAGUCGAUCUCGUAUUGUAUUAGUUUGGGCUAAUCAAAGCUCUACUACAAGAAUUAUUCAACAUGCACUUAAAGCAGAACUUCUCGGCGGAAACUACGUAUGGGUAACGACAAAUAAGAUUGAUUUCAAUGUAUUCAAACAAAAUGAUUGGUUUAAAUUAAAAGGUAUUCUUACUGUAGUACCUACCAUAGGUAAUAGCAGUAUCUUUGGUGUUAAUGAAACAUUACAAAAAGAAGCUUUUGAUACAUGGCGUAACUUGUCAAAUGACGGCACCCAAGUUCCAAAACAUUUAUCUGCUGUCAGUCCAUUUGCCAUGUAUACAUUUGAUGCUGUUUGGGCUAUGAUUCAAGCAUUAAACAAAUCAACGCUUGAUAAAAAAUCGCCAUCAAUGCAAAAAUCAUCUACAUGCUUUGAUAGUUUAUUGCAAAACCAUACCGAGUAUCUUAUGUAUCUGAACCAGACUCUUUUUUUCGGUGUGUCAGGAAUUAUUCAUUUUUCUAAAGAUAAUUUACAUGAACGCACUCAUGGUACCAUGUAUACUCUCUACAAUGUGCAAGAUAUAGAACAGAAAUCUGAUAAAGUAAGACGAGUACCAAACUAUAAACAAAUAAUGACAUGGUAUGAGACAAGUCAUAAUUGGAUGAACUACUCGGAUCAAGACAACAUUAAUAUCAUUUGGCCCAACAAUCAAUCAGAAAAAGUACCUACUGAUUAUCCACAACUUCGAGGUUUGGAAAAAGUUAAUUAA
Rotaria sp. Silwood1 is the source of this 1164-nucleotide messenger RNA. Lineage: Eukaryota; Metazoa; Rotifera; Eurotatoria; Philodinida; Philodinidae. The record is from the annotation of a GenBank genome assembly.